AUGUUCUUCAAGCUCGCCAUCGGAUCCCUCGCCGCGGCCGUUGCCUUCCUGCAGGUCAACGCUGAGUCUCAUACCGAUACCUUCAACAACAAGUGCGGCCGUGGCACUCCCUACUUGUAUUCACAGACCGGCCAGCUCCUCUCCACCGGCGAGGCGUGGACCAGCGACGGCGAGGCCCUCGGCCUCAUUGCAACGCAUCUACUAGGUGGCUGCGGUACGAAUGGAGAAGAAUGCACCCUCGUUGAGGCGACGCUCAAGAAUGGCGCUAGCUCUGCCGACAUCUCUUUGAUCCCUCCCCAUGUGUUCUCGGUGACGAGUGGCCUUGGCUACUACGACGGCUGCGAUGACGACGGUACCGACUGCACUAGCGCUAGCUGCCCGAAGGCAUACCGCAAGCCCGGCGACAACUUUGCUAUCGUUGGUUGCAGCGCCGACAACGUCAAUCUUGCCUUUACAUUCUGUGAUUAA
Messenger RNA from Rhodofomes roseus, 468 nucleotides. RefSeq lists its product as uncharacterized. Lineage: Eukaryota; Fungi; Basidiomycota; Agaricomycetes; Polyporales; Fomitopsidaceae. Bases 1 to 468 code for a protein of 155 amino acids. The record is from RefSeq and is a predicted model, not a curated record. The transcript has 7 exons.